AUGGCUGCGGCGGCGGGGAGGGGCAAAGGGUUUGCGGAGUCGGAGUGGGGGCCGGCGGGGUCGGCGCUUCCUGGCACGCCCCGCCCACUUGGGCCGUGCCAGAUGGCUUUGCGAUGCGCUCGUGAACGGGCGCCGUCGUUGAUGGAAGCGCCGCUGUUCGCCACCGCAACGGUCACCUCCACGGCAGGACUUGCCUCGGCAGGACUCCCCUCAGCAGCACCUACCUCGAAUGCUCAUCCGAAUCCACCUCGUCACAUCACUGCCACCCCUCAUAGGCACCUAUUCGCCGCCGCUGCCACUGCCGGCGCUGAACUUCUAGGCAACAAUUGUUGGACGUCCGAAGAGACAUGGCAUAACGUGUAUAGCUGGAUUAAUAACGCUCAGGUUCGAGCUUCUAUUGAACAGUGCCUUAUCGUAGUCGUUCAUUAG
Messenger RNA from Angiostrongylus costaricensis, 429 nucleotides. The record is from the annotation of a GenBank genome assembly. Lineage: Eukaryota; Metazoa; Nematoda; Chromadorea; Rhabditida; Metastrongylidae.